Messenger RNA from Kuraishia capsulata CBS 1993, 651 nucleotides. RefSeq lists its product as uncharacterized. The record is from RefSeq and is a predicted model, not a curated record. Gene Ontology annotation, biological process: fatty acid elongation; very long-chain fatty acid biosynthetic process; sphingolipid biosynthetic process. Gene Ontology annotation, molecular function: 3-hydroxyacyl-CoA dehydratase activity. Lineage: Eukaryota; Fungi; Ascomycota; Pichiomycetes; Pichiales; Pichiaceae. Bases 1 to 651 code for a protein of 216 amino acids. The transcript has a single exon. Gene Ontology annotation, cellular component: endoplasmic reticulum membrane.
AUGUCUAGAAUCUUUCCUCGUCACUCAAACCUACAGAAAUAUCUUCUGCUCACGAAUGGUUUAUCUGCAUUUUUGUGGCUGGCAGUGCUCAUGAGACUGCUGGUGCUCUUUCCUCUGGUGGGUACGAGGUUCCUACCUGGUGGAAUUGCAGACUUUUUCUUGGCCAUGCAAUUUUUGAUUGUGAUAGAGUUGGCGAACUACUUUGUGAUAUUUCGGAAGCCGAAUGUUAGAACAAGGACUCCGUCGCUGGUGAAUCUGGCACUUGGAACAUUCACCAGGGCUAUCGUUUCGUAUGGAACGAUCUGGAAAUACCCACGUGUCGCCAGAAACAACGCGUUUGCUCUACUCAUAGCUUCAGAGUCUAUUUCAGAGACGAUACGGUAUGCUUAUGUGGUUUACAAAGUGAGGACUUUUGGGUUGGUGUCGACACCCAUCAGAUACCUCAAAUCGUUUUCUACCAUGAUCAUGUUCCCUGUUAGGGUUCUUUGUGAGAUGGCACUCCUAUUUGUGGCCCUGCCUUACGCUGAUCAUGAUAAUCCCACGUUUGCUUCUUUUCUGAGAAUUUUGCUGCUGCUGUACGUCCCCACACUCUACGUGGUUUACUCGUCUACGUUCAGAUCAGGCAGAUCAUCACACCAGAAGGAGAGUUGA